Pleuronectes platessa (European plaice) is the source of this 2328-nucleotide messenger RNA. RefSeq lists its product as uncharacterized. Gene Ontology annotation, molecular function: transmembrane signaling receptor activity. Gene Ontology annotation, cellular component: plasma membrane. Lineage: Eukaryota; Metazoa; Chordata; Actinopteri; Pleuronectiformes; Pleuronectidae. The transcript is spliced from 8 exons. The record is from RefSeq and is a predicted model, not a curated record. Bases 85 to 1299 code for a protein of 404 amino acids.
GACUCUGUUAAUUAGAGAAGUGACAAGUUCCUUAUUUAUCAGUGAAGAAAGAGCAGAAUCAGCUUCAACCAUCAGAGCCUCGACAUGAACGUCUGCUACACUUUGAUCUGCUGCUUCUUCCUGUAUGACGUCAGCGCAGAGAUCCUCACCUACUCAGCUAAUGAAGGAGGAAACAUCAGAGUCGAAUAUCCCUUCUAUUGGGAUUACGGAAGAAGGAUGUUCUGUCGGGGACGAUGUGAAGCAGGAGAUGUUCUCAUUGAAACAGAAGAAAAUGAAGCGAGGAACGGACGAUACAGCAUCAAAUAUGAACCAGGUUAUUAUAAAGGAGAUCUGUCAGUGACCAUCACACAGCUCAGAAAGUCUGACUCUGGAACGUACCAGUUUGGCCUCCGCAGAUUUUCUUCUUUGUAUCGGGAGUUUAAAAUCCUCGUCACUGAUGCUCAGCUGGACGGAAGCUCUGGAGUAAAACAGCUCUAUAAGAGAAGUGGAGGAGACCUCACUGUUGAAUGUUUCUUCACUAACCCCAAAGGAAGUAAAUUCUUCUGCAGAGAAGAAUGUGGAGAGACAAAGAACGUUCUCAUCCAAACAAGUGGUGACGAAGAUCAAAGUGGCAGAUACAGCAUCAGGUAUUUACCAGGAUCUGAAGGAGGAGGAUUUCUGUUUGUGACCAUCACACAGCUCAUCAGCUCCGACUCAGGACGCUACAGAUGUUCUGUGGGUGAAGAAUCACACAGAGACUUUGAAGUCAUUGUCACAGAUGACUCCACAACAACAUCUCCCAGUUCCAGCUCCAGUUUCACACGUUCAUCAGCUUCACCUGAAACCAUCAACCAGUCUGAGGACCAGACACCUGAGACCACCAACCAGUCUGAGGACCAGACACCUGAAACCAUCAACCAGUCUGAGGACCAGACACCUGAGACCACCAACCAGUCUGAGGACCAGACACCUGAGACCACAGGAGCUGAUACGUUCUCCACCAAGAACUUGAUUCUGACUGUGAGACUGACGCUGGUCGUACUGGUCGUCCUGUUAUCAGGGGCCGCACUGAUAUUCUGCAGAAACAGGACUAACAGACCCAGAGAAGCUCCGGUGGAGACGGAUCCUGCUUCUGUCCCUGAGCCCGACCCCGUGUACGAGGAUUUCAGAGACGAGGGCCGACCUCCUGCUGCUGUGGAAAUCUCUCCAGAUUAUUCUUACGUCAAGUACAACACAACACAACCAGUCACAGUCGGUGAUGACUACAGCUUUGUCACUGCUGCUACUUCUCAGCACAAUGCUGACGACAGCUCAGGUUGACUCACCUGCGAUCGGGGGGGAUUAUUCCAACAGGGCUACAGGCUCUGCUAACAGCACCCCCCACCCCCUCCGAUGAGGAUGAUGUAGUCUACUCCGUCCUUCAGUAGAUGAUCUGUCACUUCAGCGUCUCCUCUCUCAUUGGCCGACAGGAAGUGUUGGCAUUUUAUAUUUUAGCUUGUCUGUGUGUGUGUCUGUGAAGAUGGCAUUAGAACUGAAAGUCUAAACAAUAAAGCAGGAGGGUGGGGGCAGGAGCAGUUUGGGCCAGAUAUAUGGCUUUCACACAUAUGAUUUAUAAUAACCUUUGGUGCUUUGUGUCAAUCUUGAAGUUAGAGUGUGUGUGCGUCACAUCGCUGGUCAGUCUCACACCUGUCUUGAUAAAGGGUCUGAUGAGAGCCGCUGCCUGUUGUGGGAUAAAUCUGUGACAUACGAUACACUGUACAUUAACUUCUUCUCAUAUUUAACUUUUUAUAUUAAAGCAUAACUCCCUCAGAUUCAUUCAACAUCACACAGAGUUCAAGCAGCUGCCCCAGGUUCUGGGGGAAGAUAGAAAAGUGUUGUUCUGGUUUAGUUGUUUUGAAUGUUUACACAAAUAGAACAUACAGCCGAUAGACCAGGAACACAAUAUUCUUUACUCCAAUGAACAACAACAUUGACCCACAAGGCGUCAGCCGAGUCAAGGCUAGUUUAUGAAACACAAAAUCCAACUGUCAUGUUGUGGAGAUUUGUCCUUCAACUAUCAGAGGAGCAGCGUGACUGGGAGUGGCUCCUUGUCACUUCCUGGUUCCAGAGCCAAUAGGAGUGGAUCUAAGCCUGUGCACCAACCAGGGAGAACCACAUUGAUUUGCGGUGACACCCCUUCAAUAUUUUGACCAAUCAAAUUAUACCUAGUGUUAUAAAUAUAACAAUCAUCGUCUUUUCAGCGAGACUAUUGACCACCCCGUGCUUCUUGUUUAUCCGAGGCUGUGCAUGAGCGCUCAUAGCUAUGCUGUUAACUUUUCAUUGCUUCUUAAUAAAUCCUUGUUGAAUUAG